AUGGAAUUUCCGGAUUCGAUUGAAAAAGAACCAGAACCGGAACCAGUGCCAGAACCGAAAAGGAUAUCACCCUCUAAAGCAAAGGUAAUCGAUGAUGAUGAUGAUGAUGAUCCUACAGCAGGUGGUAAUGCAUUUGCGGCGCAAUUACGUCGUCGUGCGCUUAAACGGGAACAAAAUGCUGCAUUAUUUGAACCAAAACAAGAUGAAGCGGAAAUACAAUGGAAAAAGGCUGCUGAAAAUUUCAAAUCAAAACCAUUAAUUAUUAAUGAUUUGGAUUUUUCGGAAUUUCAUAAAGAUGAAUUUGAGCAAGAUCCUCUAGUAAUGGCUCGAUUAGCAGCAAUUGCGCAAGAGAAAGGUUUAUUUCCAAAUGCUAACAAUAGUGGUAUUCAACCAGCACCUGAAAGAGGUCCACCGCCAGCACCACCUUUAUUACCUGGUGGACCAGGAGCACCUCCGCCACCACCUUUUCUUGCUCCAAAUGUUAGCUCAAAUAAAACAGAUCGUGAUCCAAGUCCAAUACCACCGGUAUCAAAAACUGGAACACUGAAAUUACACUGGAAACCUGCGCAAGCUGAGCUACCACCGGUACCAUCAUUGCGGAAUAAGGGAACAUUUUGGCAUAAACUUGAUUUACCACAAAUUGAUGCCAAAAAAUUAGUGCAAUUGUUCGAGCAAAAAACCAAAGAAAUUCCUGCUGUUAAGCGACUUAAUGGUGAACAUCGAGCGCAAAUUCUUCAGGUAUUACCAUUAAAACGAUCUCAGGCUAUCAAUAUUGGAUUAACAAAAUUACCACCAAUAAGUGUUAUACCAACCGCUAUCAUGAAAUUUGAUUCAUUGGUAUUAAACAAAGAAGGUAUUGAAAAAAUACUCACUACAAUGAUGCCAAAUCCAGCGGAAAUUGAGCAAAUUGAAUUGAAAAUUGCGGAACAUCCGGAUAUGCCGCUAGGUCAAGCGGAACAAUUUCUUCUUAAACUCUCGCAAAUACCAUGCCUACUAGAAAGGCUUAGGCUUUGGGUAUUUACAUUGGAUUAUAAAAAUUGUGAAAAGGAUAUCGCGGAACCAUUAAUGGAUUUACAAUUAGCAAUGAAAGAAGUUGAAGAAUCGAAAACAUUCCGUACCGCUAUGGGAAUGCUACUAAUCAUUGGAAAUACGUUGAAUGGAACGAAUAUCAAAGGUUUUCAAUUGGAUUAUUUAAGUAAAGCAUCCGAAGUAAAGGAUCCGGUUUACAAGCAUACGUUAACAUAUCAUUUAGCUGAAUAUAUGAUUGAGCAUUGUCCGGAUGGAACCGAUUUAUAUUCCGAAUUUGGUGCUGUUGCUCGUACGGCUAGGUUUGAUUACGAUGAAUUGGAAUCAAAUUUAAAGAAACUGGAACAUGAUUGUAAAGCAUCAUGGGGUUAUUUGGCUAAAAUUAGCAAAAAUGAUAGUUCAUCAUCGAUGAAACAAAAGAUAAACGAUUAUUUAAAUGAUGUAGCACAACGAAUUCAUCAACUUAAAGCCAUCUAUAGGAUUGCUUUUAACAGAUGGCAUGCAUUUUUGCUCUUUUUUGGCUACAGUAUUCAAGAAGUACCAACAUUAAAACCAAUGAUUGUUUUUAAAAUG
Molecule: messenger RNA, 1599 nt
Organism: Loa loa (African eye worm)
Lineage: Eukaryota; Metazoa; Nematoda; Chromadorea; Rhabditida; Onchocercidae
Exons: 11
Biological process (GO): cortical actin cytoskeleton organization; actin filament network formation
Cellular component (GO): cytoplasm; cytoskeleton
Molecular function (GO): actin filament binding
Source: RefSeq, a predicted model, not a curated record